Molecule: messenger RNA, 1437 nt
Organism: Choloepus didactylus (southern two-toed sloth)
Lineage: Eukaryota; Metazoa; Chordata; Mammalia; Pilosa; Megalonychidae
Gene: NAP1L3
Product: nucleosome assembly protein 1 like 3
Biological process (GO): nucleosome assembly
Cellular component (GO): chromatin; nucleus
Molecular function (GO): chromatin binding; histone binding
Source: RefSeq, a predicted model, not a curated record
AUGGCAGAUGCCGGUCUUAAAAAGGUGUCCGAACCUGCCGCCCCGGGAGUUGCUAAAGAGGUGAUAGCUAGCUCUUCUCCUGAAUCCGGGGAAGAAUAUUACAGCAGCAGCACUAUCAGCAGUCGCAGCACUAGUUGCAGCAGCAGCAGCAGUAGCCGCAGCCGCUCGGUUAGGAAGAAGAGGGUACCUGGGUCUUCCAGAAGGGAGCAGCGGGCUCUGUCAGGUAAAAAAAAAAAAAAAAAAAUUGUUGAUAGGCUGCCGCAGGCAUUUAGAAAUCGCGUGCAGGCGCCAAGAAAUAUUCAAGAUGAAUGUGACAAAGUAGACUCCUGCUUCUUAAGGGCAAUUCAUGACCUUGAAAAAAAAUAUGCUGAACUCAAUAAGCCUCUAUAUGAUAGGCGAUUUCAAAUCAUCAAUGCAGAAUACGAGCCUACAGAAAAAGAAUGUGAAUGGAAUUCAGGGGAUGAGGAGUUCAGCAGUAAUGAAGCGGUGGAGGAGGAUACACCUAGUAAAAUGCCUGCCUUAGAGGGUGAGGAUGAAAAAGAAAACCCUAAUGAAAGACCUGAGGUAAAGGCUGAAGAAAAAGAUGUUCCUAAAGAAAUUCCAGAGGCAAAGGCUGAAGAAAAAGCAGAUUCUAAAGAUUUUCUGAAUACAAAGCUUGAAGAAAGAGAAGAUUCUAAAGAAGUCCUCCAGGCAAAGGCAGAAGAAAAAGAAAAGCCUAAAGGAACAGAGGUGAAGGCAAGCACUGCAGUAAAAGAGGCUCCUAAAAGAGGUCUUGAGGCAAGGCCUAAAGAAAGAGUGACUCUUAAAAGAGCUCAUAAGGGAGAGACUAAGAGAGAAGAUCCUAAAGGCAUUCCUGACUUUUGGUUGACUGUUUUGAAGAAUGCUGACAAGCUUAGGCCUAGGAGUCAGAAGUAUGAUGAGCCCAUUCUGAAGUUCUUAUCUGAUGUUAGCCUGAAUUUCUCCAAACCUGGGCAGCCUAUCAGUUACACAUUUGAAUUUUCUUUUCUAUCCAAUCCAUACUUCAGAAAUGAGGUGCUGACAAAGAUAUAUAUAAUAAAGUCAAAACCAUAUCACAGCGAUCCCUUCUUCUCUUGCAGAUGGGAAAUUGAAGAUUGCAAAGGCUGUAAGAUAGAUUGGAGAAGAGGAAAGGAUGUUACUGUGACAACCACCCAAAGUCACAUGACUGAUACUGGAGAAAUUGAGGUCCAUCCAAGAGUGGUUCCCAAUUCAUCAUUCUUCAUUUUCUUUAGUCCUCCUGCGAUUCCUCUGAUUGGAAAGCUGGAACCAAGAGAAGAUGGUAUUCUUGAUGAGGACUUUGCAAUUGGUUAAAUUUUACAUGAUGAUGUCAUCCUGAAAUCAAUCUAUUACUACACAGGAGAAAUCAGUGGUACCUACAAAGAUGGCAAAGAUUAUGGAAAUAGGAAAUAUCAAAAAUAA